This is a messenger RNA of Plasmodium vinckei vinckei, 645 nucleotides long. RefSeq names its product ras-related protein Rab-5C, putative. The transcript is spliced from 9 exons. Gene Ontology annotation, molecular function: GTPase activity; GTP binding. The record is from RefSeq and is a predicted model, not a curated record. Bases 1 to 645 code for a protein of 214 amino acids. Lineage: Eukaryota; Apicomplexa; Aconoidasida; Haemosporida; Plasmodiidae.
AUGGAUCAUUACUUAUCGAACAUAAAUAAUGAUGGUAAAUAUGACGCUAACCAAAAUUCGAAUGCCAAUAAAGUUUUCAAUUUCAAGCUGGUUCUACUAGGAGAUACAUCAGUAGGGAAAUCAUGUAUAGUUGUCCGAUUUGCUAAAAAUGAAUUUUAUGAAUACCAGGAAUCGACUAUUGGUGCUGCAUUUAUGACUCAACUAAUUGAUAUUGGAGAAUGUACAAUAAAAUUUGAAAUAUGGGAUACAGCCGGACAAGAAAGAUAUCGAAGUUUAGCACCUAUGUAUUAUAGGGGUGCAGCAGCAGCAGUUAUUGUAUAUGACAUUACAAAUAAAAAAUCAUUUGAAGGUGCAAAGGGCUGGAUCCAUGAACUAAAAUCAGUUCAUUCAAACGACAUUGUGAUAGCACUAGCAGGAAAUAAAUGCGAUUUAGAAAAAAACAGGGUCAUUGACAAAGAACUAGCUGAGUCCUUUGCUAAUAGCAACAAUAUUUUGUUCAUUGAAACAUCAGCAAAAACAGGAACCAACGUUAACGAUUUAUUUUUGAAAAUAGCUAAAAAGCUACCUCGCAACAAAAAAGACAAAGAUACGUUUGGUGGAAUUCAGAUUAACAGUACUGAAGAAACCUCUAAAAAAUGCUGUUAA